This is a messenger RNA of Acaulospora colombiana, 922 nucleotides long. Lineage: Eukaryota; Fungi; Glomeromycota; Glomeromycetes; Diversisporales; Acaulosporaceae. The record is from the annotation of a GenBank genome assembly.
AUGUCGCUACCAUUUACAAUCGUAGACGCAUUUACGAAUCGACUAUUUGGAGGUAGCCCAGCUGCGGUCAUAUUCCUGCCCAGGGACGCACCCGUAUACCCGGACCAGCUCUUACAAGCCAUUGCUAUCGAGUUAAACCACCCGGCAACUGCAUUCGUCAGCCACACCGAAAUACCCAAGACUGAAAGCACCCAGUCUCCUCUAUUUGGAAUUCGCUGGUUCACUCCAGCAAGGGAGAUCCGUAUUUGUGGCCACGCCACGUUAGCCACUGCCUCUCUCCUGUUCCAGAACGAAUCUCUCGUUCCUAGAGGUCUCGACGUGGUUCGAUUCUCUUCACUUUCGGGCAUCCUGUCCGCACGCCGAGUCGCCGGCGCGUCCAAAGUCGAACUGGAGUUCCCCGUCGGUGAUAUCGAACCGACCGAUCAGGCUAUUUACGUCAAGGUGGCUAAUUCUGUAGCAAAGAACUCUGCAGGAAUAGCAUCAGAGGAUGAUGUUGUAUUUGUGGGAGUGUGUAAGGCUGCGCCGUACCAAGAAUAUAUUCUCAUUGAAAUCCGUCCCGAGAUUGACCUGGAAGCUCUACCGGUGAACCCUCUCGGACUGGUGAAUACCCCGCCGUUCCUCGCCUCUCACGUGAACCCCCCACAGCUGACAGUUUUAUGCACAGGCAUCUUCUAUCCCCGAAUACCCCCUUAUCGUUAUCACCAAUCAAGCGGUGGCACCAGAUGCAAGCGAAACCAGCCCGGCGGGCCACUCGGUGCCAGCGUCCUUUCAUUUACGCAUGUUCGCCCCUCUCAAGGUAUCGCACCCGGCGUGGCUAUGACCGUUCGACAAGUCAGCGCAAGAGGCGGAGAUGUCGAAGUCGUCUGGGAUGACGAAAAGGGCACUACCAGGCUACGUGGCGAGACCAGAGUGUCAUCUCAUG